GAACGUAACGAAUGUAAACAACUCGCACCAUGAUUAUAUUGUCAAAACCAUGCAGGCAAAUGCAUAUUAUAAUUCAACCGCCUUUUUGUGAAUAAUACUGACAUGGGAGUUCCAUUAUCGAAAGAAUACAAUGAAUACAAACAAAUUUCACAGCGUUCAUCAUACAGUCGCGAUGUAAUUGUGCCAAGUUUCGGGGCUUGUGUUCCAUUUUUGGAGACUGUCAGCUAUCUUUCUAAUGAAAACUGUUGCAUUUCGUACAAGCUGCAGUCGACUUGUAUUGGCGAUAGGCAUUUUCAUGCUAGUGUUCAAAAGAGGGGUUUAGCUGCUUACUUAAAUUUGACUGAUAUCACUCAUAAGAAAACAAUCACGAUAUGUGAUAUACAGGCCCAAGGGGAGGUUAUUCUCCUCCCUAGAAAAUCACUCCAGUACACAGAUUUGCAGAUCUGUAAUGUGAUAGGCCUACAUUAUGAGUGGCUGGUGAUUCAAGUGUUUUGUCAAGAUGGAAUGAAGUUUCUCGUCUGUGAUAUUUCGGCAAACAGUUGUGUACUGCAAUAUACACACAAAUAUGUGCCUCAGUCAAAAUUAAAACUGUAUGAGUGUCAUAUAAGUCCUGAUAGGACGGUCAUGGUGCUGAAACAAAAUCAGCUUUAUCAAUCUUUAUAUAACAGCAAUAUAGAAGAUGGGGAAGAUUUCAUUCUUUUGAACAUUCAUUUAUCCAUUGGGACCUGUACAGAAGAACCGUGUGAACUUUUAAGGAAUUUUGUGUCCCUCGCCCAUGGAAAGGUUGCAGUAACAUUUGAUCCUCGCCAAGAAAACGAUUUGAUUGUUUAUACAAGUGAAAUGCCUGACAAACUGAACAGAGAUAUUUAUAGGGGACAUAUGGGACUUUACAAGCCGAGUCGAGACUCAUUUCUUUGCAUCACUGGACUGUUGAGCCAAGAUUUCCCUGCAUUGCCUGGAAAGUUCCUUAAUCUUCAGUUCCUAAGAGACGGCUCUGCCUUGGUCAUGGCAGUUCUUGGUUCUGCACAUCCUACAAGAACGAUUUCAAUUUUAUGUAGAAACCAGUUCGUAACUGUUUACGUUUUAGAUCCAGAUUGUUUCCAAAAGACUGGUUCAUUCUCUUACAUUUCUCAAUCCCUUUUCCAACAUUUUGCACCAGUAAUUUCACCCAGUGGAUCAUUAGCCUGCUGUGCAGGCAAAAUGUACAAUAUUGAACAUGUCAGUUCACAACAAAAAUCUGUUAAAAGUCUGAAGAGACUGUGCUACAAUGUCAUUGUAGAUUUUGUCUUACCAGAAGAUAUUCAGUAUUUGCCAUUACCCAAGUCACUCAAAGCAUAUCUUCAGUAAAUAAUGAAUCACCUAGAUGAAUCAACAGAUAAAGUACAACACAUAUAAAUUCUGUCUCAAAAUACUGGAACUGUUUGCAUGAAAUUGUAUACAGAUUUUGGGACAAGUAAAGUUUAUGAAAAUGUAUCACUGAUUAAGCCCAUUUUAUAGAAAAGAGACAUUAAGCAUAAAAAAUGUUUUUUUAUUGUCGCUACUCGUUAUAGAAACAAGGAGCGUACGGCUGAUUUUAAUCAGAUUGUAAAGAUACAUAGCUACCAGAUUUCUACAUUUCUUAAUCACACAUAUUACACCGUAUAUGCGGGGGUUUUUUUUGCGCAUCACAAAAUUUGUGAAAAUGGGGAAAAUGAGUAACACUUUUGUGACAGUCAUUUUUUGCAAUUUAAAAAAAAAUUUGCAGAAAAUUUUACUGGAUUAAAUUUCUGUGCAUUUAUUAAUAUGUGAUGUAAAAGUGAUUGUAAAAAUAAGAUCAUCACAUAAAUUACGGGAUAUGGUAUUAAGGG
Magallana angulata is the source of this 1847-nucleotide messenger RNA. RefSeq lists its product as uncharacterized. The transcript has a single exon. Gene Ontology annotation, biological process: intracellular signal transduction. The record is from RefSeq and is a predicted model, not a curated record. Lineage: Eukaryota; Metazoa; Mollusca; Bivalvia; Ostreida; Ostreidae. Bases 103 to 1347 code for a protein of 414 amino acids.